This is a messenger RNA of Paramecium sonneborni, 3841 nucleotides long. Lineage: Eukaryota; Ciliophora; Oligohymenophorea; Peniculida; Parameciidae. The record is from the annotation of a GenBank genome assembly.
AUGUUUAUCUCUGAAAUUUCUUAAGCAAAUGCAAUUACUUAACCUAUUCUCAAAUAAUUUCUCAGAUCCAGAAUUAAUUAUAUCAUGGAAAAUAAAAAUAUCCUAAAAAAUACUCAAAUAAGUGAAUUAAUAUUCAUACAAACUUUAAUGUAUUAUGAUUAUGGAUGGUUAACAGAUUGUAUUAAGAAUCUUACAAGAUUAUUGAAUUGUUCUGAUCUCAAUUAGAAUCUAAUUAUUAAAAAUUUUGUUUAAAAAACCACCAAUCUUGAUGAUUCAUCAAAUGAAACAUCUACAAAAAAGGUUAAAUCAGAUCCACAAUUAACAUAAUAUAUUUAUGUUAAGGUUUAAUUAAGUAUGACUGAAUAUUGUAGAUUACAUUUCAUUUUACAUUUAGCUAAAUUUAAAUUAAAAUCAUUUUUAGGUACAUCUAUGUAUGCAUAUUAAUAAUUAAUGGUCUCUGAUUUUAUAACUUCAUUUUUAUAAUAUGAUAAAACUUUAAGAGAUAUACAAUCUAAAACAUUAAAUUUAAUACAUGAUAAAAUUAAUUUUUACCAUUAAACAAUUAAAAAUGAUAAAUAAAAUUUAAAUCAUUUUGCAUAAUAAACUAAAAAAAUUUGUACAAAAUUAACCUCAUUUAAAAGGAUGAUUAAAUAAAUCUAUGAUCAAUAUCCUUGUAAGAGUAUGCAAAGAUGUUUGUGUUUUUUCUAAAGUGAAUUACUGAAUAAUUAUUAUUAAGCUAAUAAAACAUCUACUAUUACAUCUAUGACAGAUGAUAAAAUAUUUAAAAAUAAAAAAAUAAGAAAUUAUGAAAUUCAAAUAGAAUAAACAGCUUAUAUAAUUUUAUCCAUAAAGGGAGAUUUAGAUGAUUUCAAUAUUGAAUAAGGUUCAUCCUUUUUUUUACAACUCACUGGUUAUGAAACAUAUAAAGAUUUACAAUUUAAAUAAUUAUUACCUAAGUUUAUGAGAAAGUUUCAUCCAAUAAUUAUUAAUAAAUUCUUUAUUAAUGGUCAAUCUCGUUUUUAUAAAAAUUUUAAUUAAAGUUUUAUUUAAACUAAAAUUGGACUAUUAAAAACAAUAUUUUUAAGUUAUGAUAUAACUAAAAUAAUUAAAAAUUAAAAUUUAGUAUUUGCAGCAUUUCUUUAAGAGCUGCCAGAUUAAAAAUGUUUUAUAUUAUCAUAUGGUGAGAAAAAAAAAUUAAUUUUUUCUGAAAACUUUUUUAAGAAAAUUGGUUUUGAUUAAAAAGUUAUUUUGAAUCUACCAUCCAUUGUCAUAAAUAAUAUUUAUUUAUAAUAUCUAUUUCCUGAUUUUCCAAUUACUCAUUCAGAAACAGAAACAUCAUAAGUCAAUACAGAAAUGAGAUUUUUAAUUGAUAAAAGAUUGAAAGAAUUAUAAAAAUAAGGAAUAGACUUAAGCUAACAUAUAUAAGAUUUUAAAUAAUGGGAAAAAGUAGAAUAAAUCUGUUUAUAUAAUGUAACAAUUAUGAUUACAAGUCGUUUUAUAAAUGAUUAAUCUUAUCUAUUAAUUGAAUUUUCAUCAAUUACUAGAAUAACUAAAUCUUCAUAAGAUGUCUCUAAAUUUUAGACUCUCUAAAAUUUUGACUAAAUUUCUUAAAAAUCUCCUUUUCUAAAAGAAAGAGGAAAUUCAAUUAGUAUUGCUUCAUAAAUGAAUUUAAGUCUUGAAGCAUAACCAAAAAGAGUAAAAGUUAUUGAUAUUAAAACAAAAGAAAUUUAGAAAAAUGAAUUAUCAGAAGAUGAAGUAGUUUUUAGAAAAGAUGAAUUAUAAAUUCAUGUUCCUUACUAAAGCCAGAGAUAGUUAUUGUCAGAUAGAAAAAAUGAAACUUAAUAAGAGUUCUUUAAUCUAGAUUUAUUGAGACUGGAUUCAAAUAUUUAAUCUUCUUUGGAAAUUUAAAAAUCAUAAAUAAAUAGUAAAAAGAAAAUAGAUCAAAACGAUGAAAUAUAAUCUUAAUAGUCAUCUUUAGGAGGUUUAAAGGAAUCUUAGUUAUUUAAGAAAUUUGAAAUGAUAGAGAAGAUAAUUAAAAGUAAUAAAUUUAGAACCAUAAUUAUUUAUAUAAUUUUGCUAAUAUUGUUAACUCUGUUUUGGAUAUCUUAUUCAAUAAUGGUGGUAACAGCAAUGUCAUCUUAAUUAUUAUAAUUUAUUUAAGAAAUAGAUAUGAUAUCUUUGCAUGCAAGUAUAAUGGGUCCACAUGAAUUGUAUUCAUCAAUAAAAGUUACAAUAACUGCUUAUUAAUAGUAAUAUCGAGAAAAAUAUAUAGAUAAUACAACUUUUUAAAAAUUGAUUGAUCCUUUAUAUUAAUUCAAUGCUCCUUAUUAUUUUGAUUUGUAAGAUAGUUUUUUUGAGGUUUUAAAGAAUGAUCAUCUAACUGAAUUUUUUAUUGAUUAGUAUGAAACUGUAUAUUUUAUGGGUAAUAAUGAUACAGAAACUUAUAGUAAGGUAUUAUCAUUUAGAGAAGAACUUUUAGCAAUUAUAAAUUAUUAAUAUUAGUUCAAAAGACUUUUUGAUUAACGAAAAAAUGCACCUGGAUAACCACAUUAAGUCUUUUAAUUUGCUAAUUAUUUUAAUUUAUAAGAUUAAUUAGAAUAAUUAACUGAUGAAAUAUUAUAAUUUUCAAAAGCAAGAAGUAUAAGUUCAAAUAGUUAAUGGCUUAUUGUUUGGAUUUUAUAUUAAAUAUUAUCAGUAUUAUUGGGAAUAAUCUUAAUGUUAGUUAAAAAAAGGAUGCUAAAAACUUAUGAGAAUUUAUUGAGUUUAUUUUAUUAUUCUGAUAAGAGUGCAAUAGAAUAAGAAAUUUUUAAACUAAAAAAUUUAUAUUAGUAAUUAUCUCAAAAUCAAGAAGCAAUACAGAAAUAUGAAUUUGAUUUUAAAGAGAGAGAAGAAUUAAUAAAAAGAAAAAAAAAGGAUAAUAAUUAAUAAAAGCCAGAAAAAUUUAAAACAUGGAAAAAUAAAAAAUUACCAUAAUUAAUACCAUUAUUGGGAAUAUUUUUAAUGUAUGCUUACUUUUUGGUGUUUUCAGUUAUAAUUUACUAGUAAACAUAGAAUUAUCUAAUAAAAUAUAAACAAACAACUGACUUUUAUAGAUUAGUUUAAGAUAUGAGAUUCAGAAGUGGAACUAUUUAUGUUUAUAGAGAGAUAUUAUUUAGAUGGUCUAAUUUUACUUAUUUAAACACAAAUGAUUUGAAUCGUUUAUAUUAAUUAAUUGAAAAAUCAUAGAAUGUAACUUAAGAAUAUAUAAAUAUCUAAAAUGAUCUUUAGAAUGAUUAAUAUCUAUUAUCAGAAAGUUAUAUUAAUUUUAUAAGUUAAGUUGAGAAUUAAAAUUUGUGCAAUUUUAUUGAUGCUGUAUUUAUUUUAUAUAUCAUAGAAAUACAUCAAUUUAACAGUUUAUUGCUAAAUUUCUUUAGAUGGAGUUUUACUUAAGGGUAUGAUUCCAAGUUUAAAUUAUAUAUCUACAGCCAUCCGAAAUUAAUAAGCAAUAAAUAAUUUUACUAAAAGAGUAGAAGUACAUUUUUAUGAAUUGGAAGGUGCUUAAAUAAUUAGUUAAGUCUUUUCGAAUGUAUCUUAAUAAUUAAAAUCAGGAAUGAUCGAUUUGACAUAACAUUUUAACCAAACAAAUGAAGUAAGAAUAUUAAAUAAAUAGAUUCUAUCUUAUUUAUUUAUGGCAUCUUAGAUCAUCAUGUCAAUUAUUAUACUAAGUUGCUUUAGAAAGUCAUUGAUCAAUGAAUUUAUAAUGUAUAAGAAAUCUUUAUAUCUCAUACCUAUCAAAGUAUUUCUAGGAGAUAAUUCUUUAGAGAGGGCCUUAAGAUAAUUAGAAUUUACAGAAAAGAUUUGA